Messenger RNA from Haplochromis burtoni (Burton's mouthbrooder), 2250 nucleotides. RefSeq lists its product as uncharacterized. Bases 106 to 717 code for a protein of 203 amino acids. The transcript is spliced from 3 exons. NCBI's taxonomy places the organism in Eukaryota, Metazoa, Chordata, Actinopteri, Cichliformes, Cichlidae. The record is from RefSeq and is a predicted model, not a curated record.
AGCCAAGACUGCGUGCUGUGAGCUGGUUCUGUUUAAGAAACAUGUGCUGCUCAGAAAGUGUGAUCAAGUGUUUCACAUCUUCUUUCAGGUAAAACUACAAACACGAUGCAGCCGCCUCAGGAGCCUUGUCCCUCCAUGACAGAACCUCCAGCCGAGAACUCGAGAGUCCACCAGAGUCCCGAUGAAGCAGCUCUCUGCUGGAGCACAGACCUAGGUCACCUUCCAGAGGACGACGAGCAGGAGGAACAUGAUCCAGAUCCACCUCAGGACCAGCCAGAGGUCCAGGAAGUAAAGCAGGGUGCAGCAGCUGAUGACCAAGAGGCGGGAGGCCAGGAGCGGAAGGAGGACAGAGCUUUGCCUCCAGACCCAGAUUCCAACCUAAUGAUGGGGGUAGCCAAUCAGGACGAAGCCGGGGAGUCAGGCGGUAGCGUGCCGUCGCCGGUCGUCACUGAGACAGAGCAGAGAAACACAGAGAUGGCGGCUCGAGGCCGCCGGCCUGACGGAUGUUUUAAACCUGGGACUGCGGUCGAAGAAGCAUCGCUGCAGAAAGUGGGCGGACCCUCAGACCCGCCGACCUUCGCGGCGGUGAGCGCGAGCAGGCCGACCUCCAGCGGCGACGGAGGAGACGUGACCUGCUGCGACCUGCUGUCUCUGAGGAGCGACUCGGUAUCUUUGGCCAGCGAGUCCAACGUGUUCAGGAGGGUGAGUGAAAGAUGAAGAGCCGGGGCGUUCACGCAGACUUUUGUUUCCGAAGCGGGAAAUCGGAAAUGCCGAGCAGCUGUUGGGAUUGGUUUACACCAGCCCGACAGCUGCACCUGUACCAGCUCUGCUGGGUGUUUGUGAGUCUGACAAUAAUGAACUGUUACACAAAUCUGGGUCUGUGCACACAGAAACUCACAUUAUGUGACAUCACUCCUCGCUCCGAACACGGAACGCCAAAAUAAAAGCACAAAGAAAUAGGAAAUAUUUGCUGUAAAUAGUUCACAGCAACAUGUGUUGCUUCAGACCGAGGUGAUUUCUGUGGCAUAAAGAAGAAUCACGCUUCCAUGAUUAACUUAUUUGUUUGUCCAUCAUGGACUGAGCACAGAAACGCUGAGCUCUGUGGGCAGGUACACAUCAGGUAUAACAUCCAUAUGCAUAUCCAGGAUGCCUGCAAAUCCAGCCCAUAGUGUCCACAACCAGAGAGCUAGCUUCUUACAGUGCAGUUUGUUCCACGAUGAGGACACAGGGGAGGGUCUGCAUGUUAACACGUUUGGGCCAAAGUGCAGCUUCUUCCUGUAACGAUGGAGCUGCAGCUAAAGUGAUGUCAGCGGUUCAGAGUGCAGGUACGCCCUAGGUGACAUCACAUGGUCACUGUUUGUUCAGAACAAACCUUCAGCAAGAGUCAGACAACACUGCAGUAAAUGUUUGAAUUUUUGAAUGGAGUCUGGUGUGUGGCUGAGGUUCUCGUCACAUUGUACCCAGACUGUGAUGUCAACAGAACCAAAACUAAACCGUGAGUGAAACAGGAAGACCCGCCCACUUCUCCCCUCCACGUUUAUCACGGUGGUAAUAAAGUGUAACGCACUGAUAGAAACUAUUGUGUUUAAUUACCCUUAAUUGGGUUUAUCAUUUAUUAAUGAGUGUUGUGAAGUUCGUUGACCUUAAACUAAAGGAUGAGGUUGAAUGAGGAGAAACAGGAAGUGCUCAGGUGAAGUCAGGUGAGCUCAGCCUGAGUGAGGCUCCGUCUACGUUUUCAUUCAGGAUUUUUAAUGCGAUCAAAUCUGUUUCACCUUUGUCAUCCCAUGUUUUAGAUCUGAGUAAUCACACGUGUUUGCGCCCUCUCGUUCAGCCUCUCGCGCUUACAUUCGGAUGCCGGCGAGGAAAAGCUGACCCCAUCUUGUCAUGAUGAACCUAGUGGACUGAACGGACUCCCGCCCUCUGCAGAGGUAUCAUCACGCUGGCGGCAGGCUCCACAUCCCCCCUGCCGAACGAAGCCACGGCGUAAUCAUAAUUCUCUUGACCUCCGAUGACCCCUGCGAGGCUCUGACAACGAGGGCCACGCGACACAACAGACGGCGCCGCCCGCUCCAAAAUGGCCUUUUCAUUUCUCGAACAAUCACACUGCGGCAGCGCUGAAUGAGAGGGCAGAUUACAUAAGGCGGGGGUUCCCGGGGUGAGAUGAGAGCUUUUUCUCCAAUACGCCGCAGUCGUUAUCGCUCUCAUUAAAUUCCUCCUCUGACUCGGAGCCUGCUUUGAAUCCAUCCACCG